AUGUUUAAUUCCUUUGUGUCCAAGAUAGAACCCAAAACCAUCAACACCGCUCUUGAUCACUCCGAUUGGGUGCAAGCGAUACAAUACGAACUAAACGAGUUCGAACGAAACAAAGUUUGGAGGUUAAUUCCUACUCCACCUGAAGCAUCAGUUGUUGGUUUGAAAUGGGUGUUUCAUAAUAAGUUGGAUAAAGAAGGGAACGUAGUAAGGAACAAGGCAAGACUCGUUGUUAAGGGUUAUUGCCAAGAAGAGGGAAUCGACUACGAAGAAACCUUCGCUCAUGUUGCAAGAUUGGAAUCAGUUCAAAUAUUCUUAGCAUGCGCAGCUCAUAAGAACUUUGAAGUAUUUCAAAUGGAUGUUAAAUGA
This is a messenger RNA of Lactuca sativa (garden lettuce), 366 nucleotides long. The record is from RefSeq and is a predicted model, not a curated record. NCBI's taxonomy places the organism in Eukaryota, Viridiplantae, Streptophyta, Magnoliopsida, Asterales, Asteraceae.